CGAGUAUGUGUAACAUUUUCUGCCAAACAGCGUCCUUAUUUUUAACGUUGUGUUGAAUCUGUCCGAUAUAACCAAUCGGAGCUGCAUUCCUUUUAAGCAUCUUUUUUUAUUUCUACAAUUAGUAUAAUCCAAGGCCAGCCAAUGGACUUUGACCCCGGUAUCAGUUAAAAGGAGACAUAUCUAACAUAAUAUGCAUUUAAUUUACAAUGAUAGUCAUGCAGUGUAAAAAUUUACAACGCCUUAAUAAGAAUUAUAAAUAUUGCUGCAAUAAACUUUCUAUUCAACUUUUGUCAGAUUUUCCAAAAACUUUUAAUGCUAAAGAAGCUGAACAUGAAUGGUUUCAGAUUUGGAAAAACAAUGAUUAUUUCACUAUUAAAGAUAAUGAAAAAGAAGCAUUGAAAAUGCUCUUACCUCCUCCUAAUGUAACUGGAACAUUGCAUUUAGGACAUGCGUUGACUGUAGUAAUUCAAGAUAUAUUAGCAAGAUGGUAUAGAAUGAAGGGACAUCCUGUGAUAUGGAUUCCAGCAUUUGAUCAUGCUGGAAUUGCGACACAAAUGAUGGUAGAAAAACAUCUUUUUAAAACAAAAGGUAUUAACAAGUCAACUAUGGGAAAAGAUCAGUUUUUAUCAUUUGUAUGGCAAUGGAAAGAUGAAAAACAAAAUAUUAUGAAAUCUCAGUUAGAAACUUUGGGUGCCAGUUUAGAUUGGUCAAGGGAAUACUUUACAAUGAGUAAGAAUCAUAAUAUCGCUGUGAUAGAGGCACUUGUCAUGUUAAACAAACGAAACUUAUUAUAUAGGAAGAAAGAUUUAAUAAAUUGGUCUCCUACUUUAUGUAGUACAAUAUCAGAUAUUGAGGUAGAACGUGUAUACCUUACCAAAAAGACACAGUUCCAAGUUCCAGGAUAUAAGAGAAUGGUUACAUUUGGUGAAAUAGCACAUAUAGCUUAUCCAGUGAAAGAUUCAAAACAUGAAAUAAUAGUAGCAACUACCAGACCAGAAACUGUUUUUGGAGAUGUAGCAAUUGCUGUUCAUCCAGAUGACGAAAGGUAUGCAAAAUAUAUUGGGCAACAAGUUUGGCAUGCCUUGAAAGAAACAUAUAUUCCUGUUAUUUCUGAUCCUUUAGUUGAUAGAGAAUAUGGUACAGGUGCCAUAAAAGUUACACCAGCACAUGAUCCUUUAGAUUAUCAAAUUGCAAUGAAUCAUCAAUUAGAAAUCAUUGAAGUUAUUGAUGAACAUGGAAAUAUAACUGAAACAGGCAAACUAUUUAAAGGUUUGCCAAGAUUUAUUGCUCGAGAAAAAGUUUUAAACGAAUUGUCAAAUAAAGGUCUCUUAAAAAGUAUCAGCGACCAUAACAUGUAUGUGCCAUUGUGUUCACGAUCCCACGAUGUUGUGGAAUAUUUACUUAAAGAACAAUGGUUUAUUAAAUGUAAAGACAUGGCUCGAAAAGCAAUACAAGCUGUGAAACAAGGUCAUUUAAAAAUAGUACCUAAUAGUUAUGAAGAUUCGUGGUAUAACUAUCUUAAUAAUAUCAGAGAUUGGUGUAUUUCGAGACAAAUAUGGUGGGGUCAUUCUAUUCCUGCAUAUUACAUUACAGUAGAAGGUAAAACUGAAUGGAUAAUUAGUCGAACUGAAGAUGAUGCAAAAACUUUUGUACAAAAUAAAUAUGGACAAGACAUAAAAUUAUAUAAAGAUCAAGAUGUAUUAGAUACUUGGUUUUCUUCUGCAAUACUUCCGUUCGCAGUAAUGGGAUGGCCAAAGAAGAGCGAAGAUUUUGAAAAAUAUUACCCUUUAACAUUAAUGGAAACAGGAAGUGAUAUUCUUUUCUUUUGGGUUGCAAGAAUGGUAAUGCUAGGAUUGGAAUUGACUAAUUGCAUACCCUUUAAUGAAGUUUUAUUACAUGGUCUUUUAUGUGAUACUUAUGGAAAGAAAAUGUCUAAAACAACUGGAAAUAUUGUUUCUCCAGAAAAUAUUAUCAAUGGUAUCACUUUAAAUAACCUUGUUGCACAAAUGAAAGAAAGUUAUAAUGCAGGUUUAGUUAGCGAAUCUGCUCUAAAACGAAUGUUAAGCGCAAAUAAAAAGCAGUUUCCUAAUGGUAUACCAGAACAUGGUACAGACGCUUUACGUAUGACAUUAUGCAGUCACAAUAUCAAAAAGCAACAUAUUAAAUUUGAUAUUAUGGAGUUCCAAACAAGCAAAUAUUUUUUAAAUAAAAUUUGGCAGGCAAGCAAAUAUAUCCUGCUUAUGACAGGUGAACAAGUGUAUCAAAAACCUACAAAUAUGGCAAUUAUUGAUCAGUGGAUUUUAAGCAGAUUAUCUCUAAUGAUAAAUGAAGUCAAUGAUUCAUUCUCACAACGAGAUUUUCAUCAAGUUGUUGCAUCAAUGAAACAAUUUCUAUAUUAUGAAUUUUGUGAUUAUUAUUUGGAAACUACCAAAUGGGGAUAUAAGGAUAAAGACACGGAUAUACAUAUAAGUCAUACAUAUAGCUUAAGAAAAUGUUUAGAAGCAUUUUUACGUAUAUCUGCACCUAUAAUUCCAUAUCUGUCUGACGAUUUAUAUAAAAGAUUAUCAAAUAAAUUUCCAGAAUUUGUAUCAAUUCCAUCAUUAAUGGAAGGACAAUAUCCAAUGCCAGAACAGUUCAAUGAAUGGAGAGAUGUUUCUUUAGAUGAAAGAAUAAAUGAAGUCAUAAAUAUUAUAUUAAAAAUCAGAGGUAUUAUGGGUAAUGCCAGUAAAAAAUUAAAUCCAGAAGUUCAUAUUGUAACAAGUAAAUUAGAAGAUUUUACUUUUUAUAAUAAUGUCAUAAAUUUAAUUAAAGGUGGAAGCAAAAUUUUCAAUAUUUUGAUAUUCUCAAAGAAUAAUUAUACAGAAAAUAAAAAUAGUAUUUCUUAUUCUUAUAGUCCUCAUUGCACGUUAUUUAUUGUCAUCGAGAAUUCUUCUAUUUUGCAACAACUUGAGAAGAACAUCUUGGAAGAAGACAGUUGUACAAAAAAAUUAAAAUCGAUCACUUUAAAAUAAAUUAGAAGAAUAUUUUAAAAUAAAAUUGAAGUCAAAUUAAAUAUAAAAAAUAAUUUAAUUAUAUUUAAAGCAUUUUACAUUACAUUUACAAAGUAUUGUACAAUACAAUGAAAUCAUUAACUUUCAUCAAUAUCCAUUUGUUUGUUUGAAGAAUCAUCCUCAUUUUCAUUACUAUCAUCUGUAUCCUCACUGUCUGAACUAGAAUCACUAGAAUCAUACCAAUUUUGUGAAGAUAAAUCAUCCUUUAAUAUUGUAUUCCAUUCUUCUAGUUUACGACAAUCUAUAACAAUAAAUUAAAUAUAAAUA
This is a messenger RNA of Frieseomelitta varia, 3317 nucleotides long. It is a transcript of the gene ValRS-m, whose product is annotated as valine--tRNA ligase-like. Gene Ontology annotation, molecular function: aminoacyl-tRNA deacylase activity; ATP binding; valine-tRNA ligase activity. The coding region runs from base 207 to 3011 and encodes 934 amino acids. NCBI's taxonomy places the organism in Eukaryota, Metazoa, Arthropoda, Insecta, Hymenoptera, Apidae. The record is from RefSeq and is a predicted model, not a curated record. Gene Ontology annotation, biological process: valyl-tRNA aminoacylation. Gene Ontology annotation, cellular component: cytosol. The transcript is spliced from 17 exons.